Messenger RNA from Pochonia chlamydosporia 170, 2196 nucleotides. RefSeq names its product C6 transcription protein. Lineage: Eukaryota; Fungi; Ascomycota; Sordariomycetes; Hypocreales; Clavicipitaceae. The transcript has 2 exons. Gene Ontology annotation, molecular function: DNA-binding transcription factor activity, RNA polymerase II-specific; DNA binding; zinc ion binding. The record is from RefSeq and is a predicted model, not a curated record. Gene Ontology annotation, biological process: DNA-templated transcription; regulation of DNA-templated transcription. The coding region runs from base 1 to 2196 and encodes 731 amino acids.
AUGAGCCACGAAACUCUACAGAAGGAGAGCAAACUGGACAGGACUGCGGCUGAACCUGAACCUGACCGCGAACCUGAACCGCCUCGAUUGCAGCCCUAUUCCUGUUUAUCCUGCCGCAGAAAGAGGAAAAGGUGCGACAGGACCAAUCCUUGUGUCAACUGUCGCAAGUCGGGGACAGACUGUGUGUUUGCUCCAAGAAAGCCUUCGACCAGGCAAUAUUCUGGUCCCAGUGCCUUGGAACGGGUCAAGUAUCUUGAAGGCGUUGUUCAGCAACUACGAGCAGAAUUGGAGUUGAGACAGCCAAGCAGUAAUGAUGAGAACAACAAGUUGUCAAACAGAGGGCAAACACGGCCAUUUUCCCAUGCGUACCCUGAAGAUGAUGGGCUUGGUGACAAGAAUGACGUCGCGGAUUUGCAGGCAGAAUUCGGACAACUCGCAAUUGGAGAAGGACGAAGCAGGUACAUUGUCAGCAACUUUUGGGCCAACCUGACUGAACAGGUAGAUGGCUUGGCAGACACAUUGGAGGACCUGACAGAUCCGAAAGAUCAUGAAGAGCCAAGAAUGCAGGAUGCAACACACGAUCAGUCGGUGACAACUUCACUAUUGGGUCUCAGUCCCUGCUACUCAAGCCUACGUCAGCUUCAUCCAACACCGGACAAGGUGAUGGUGUACUGGCGCCUGUACAAAGAAAAUUGCGACCCCGUCAUCAAAAUCCUUCACAUACCAACAAUCGAACCACUUGUACUUCAGUACCGGAGUCAAUUAGACGGCUUGCCUCGAGGACUUGAAGCGCUCCUAUUUGCCAUUUACUUUUCCACCAUAGCCAGUCUCUCCGAUGAAGAAUGUCCAAAGACUCUGGGUGCCGAAAAGAGCAGUCUCCUCAGCAUGUACAAAGCCGGCACGGAGCAAGCACUAGCACGCGCACAUCUCCUCGAAACAGACGAAAUCAUUGUCCUACAAGCCUUUGCGAUAUUCUUAAGCAGCCUUCGAAACUACUGUAACUUGCGACUCAUGUGGUCGCUCACAUCCAUGGCUGUGCGACUCGCCCAAAACACUGGAGUCCAUCGCGACGGAACGCACUUUGGUCUCUCACCAUUUACAACGGAGACAAGACGCCGGCUAUGGUGGAAUAUCUGUGCUCUCGAUGCUCGAGCGGCAGAAGACUCUGGGUAUAAUACGUCCAUCCACGCUAUCGGCCAUGAUGCGCAAAUGCCACUCAAUGUUAAUGAUACAGAUUUAUCCCCCAGCAUGACGGAGUUUCCAGCCCCAAAAGCCAGCUUCACAAUCAUGACGUUUAGCAUUGUCAAAUUCCGCGCAACAAUCGUGUUUCAAAGUCUUCAGAACCUAUCGCCAGGAACAAUCGGACCAUGCGGCAAGCUCCAUACCACAGAGAGCCUGGAACAACGCAGCACCAUGAUACUACAAUACCAAGACAUGCUUCAGAAACUGUUCUCGGGCCACGACCCAUCUGACCCUUUCUAUUGGUACACUGCCAUCAUUUCGCGCAUAAUGCUAGGCAAGAUGUGGCUCAUGGCGUACUAUCCGUCCCUGCGGCUAGAAACCUGCGGCGGACUGCCAGAUCACAUCAAGGACAGCCUCUUCAUCAGGUCAAUCACGAUUGUCGAGUCCCAGGUUCUUUUGUAUACUGGCGAACCAACAGCCAGAUGGAGUUGGUUUUGUUUCUCCCACGUGCAGUGGUAUGCAAUUGCCUAUAUAUUGACGGAACUUUGUUCCCGAUCAGAAGGUGAUCUAGUUGAGCAAGCAUGGAGGGCAAUCAAUGCCGUCCUGAACAUCUGCUGCUUCACUCUGUCGCAAACUGAUGCUCAGACAAAUGAUAUUGAGUUUGGUCAUCGCUCUAAAUUCGGCGGUCUUCGUGACUUCGAAUAUAAGUUGUUGAACCGAUUGUUGAGAAAGGCGAGGGCUGCAAGGCUCAAACAACCAGGACCUUCAAACACCACAGUGCCUCAUCAUGCCACUGGCGCGGAAGACUUGUUCGCUGCGGCACAUCAUUUCGAUGACGAACUGAUAUCUGGUGCGGGAAUACUCAGUUCAACUACCGUGGGCAAUUGUGCAUUCGAGCCCGGCGACGAGGUGCCCGUUUCUGCUAGCUAUGUCCAGAAUCGAGUGGUGGACAGUGAUGAGAGCUACUCCUUUGAUCAUCUUAUUUAUGCGCCAUUGCAUUAUCACGAGGGCUAA